AGUAGGAGUACGAGGAGGGUUGUAGACUAAAUUUAGACGCACAUUCUGGAAAGUGCUUUAUAAAUGACAGACAUGCAGAUUCACCUCUAGCUCUAUUUUCUUCAACCUGUCAUGAAUAAACAGUGGAAGUCACCGCAGCCUCACAGUUAUACGGUUUCAGUCCAUCUAAAAGUUUAGAAUAAGGAAGGAAGACAAGAACAGAUUUGCCGAAGUCUAUCGCUACUAUUACUCUUUGGUCAAGGAAAAUUUGGACAACGUUAGGAGGAAAGCAUCCAACUUCUUCACCAGUUCUUUAAGAAUACAGAAAGAAGAAUCUGUCACCUAAGGAAAAUGAACCUCAACGAGAAAAGGUGGAAUGACAACUAUCUGGAAGAAAUGCUCCUUCUCACUUCUCAAAAUCUUCCCAUGAUCAAGGUAGAAGAUAACUACGUAAUUGUCAAGGAGCUGGGCAGUGGUUCCUAUGGACAUGUUUUACUUGCAUUAAACCAAACAAAAGGAAAUUUAAUGGCACUGAAAUUCAUGCAGAAAAAUAAGACAGAUCUUCACGUGUUCCUAAUCGAGUACUGUCUUUCACUAUGUCUAUCGACUCAUCCGUGCAUUAUUGAUACCUUUGGAAUCGCCUUUCAGACAGAGAGACAUUACAUAUUUGCCCAAGAACUAGCACAUGACAAUCUCUUCUCUCUAAUGAAGCCUCAGAUUGGACUGCCAGAAAUUUCAGUUAAGCGAUGCGCUAUUCAACUUUCCAGCGCCCUAGAGUAUAUGCACAAGAAAGGCCUUGUUCACCGCGACAUAAAGCCUGAAAACAUUCUCAUCUUCGAUCAGGAAUGUCGCAAAGUUAAACUGACGGACUUUGGUCUCUCGUGCCGAGCCGGAACAUAUGUCGAAUCAAUGCCUGAAAAUCUGCCAUAUACGGCUCCGGAGAUGUGCAGUCUGGGAACAGCGGAUAAGCUAAACGCACAAGGAAGUUUGGAUAUUUGGGCAUUUGGAGUACUUCUCUUUUGCAUUUUGACAGGUUAUUUUCCAUGGACGUCGGCAAUCACAGCGGAUAAAAACUUUGUUCAAUAUACUAAGUGGCAAAAAAGCAGCAGAAUAUUCCGACUUCCAAAUCAAUGGAAUACAUUUAGCACAGAGGCCCUAGAAAUGUUAAAAAAAUUGCUAGUACCAGACGCAACCAAGAGAUGCGACUCAAUGGAAGUCAUGAAAUAUGUCAAAUCGCCUUGGAAAAUAUGUAUCAAUGCUAACACCUACAAAAAGAUGUACUAGAGAAAUGACCUUUAACAUUCAAGCCUCCCCACGAGGCUGUAAGUUUGGUUAAAUGGAACUGUAGGGAACUUCAUCCGGAAUAUGGUCGGGUAAACGUGGUCUAAAGGAGGCCUUUUGAUGGUUCAUUUCCAUACAUCUGACCUACAAAAUUACCUAUAGUCAAUCUUUAUUCUUAUAGAAUAACAUAAGCAACAUUUGUUGCUCAUAAAAAAACCAAGAGCCCAGCUUUCAGGGUUCAGAAAUAAAAAUUGCACGGUAACAGUAUUCAGUGGAUAACGAGGACAAGUUUCCCUAGAAGUCGCCUUAUAGUGUUUCAAAGACAGUCAUUGAAGGGACUACUUCUGAUGCAUCGCUUUUUUAUGGCGGUCCUUCAGAAGAAGAUUGCACACUAUGUGUGCUGCAAUCUCAAUGUCCAGGCCGUUGCAAACUGCAUCGGGGUACCGAUUGGAGUCCAAUAUAGUCUAAUAGCAGUACAUUGACAGGCAAACUAACAGGCAAUAAUGCUUUGGAAUACCAUGUAUUCCAAAGCAUUACAGAAGCCGUAAAAAAUAAAAAAAUCAAUGCUUCAUGUCUUCUAGGGGAGCAUAAAACAAAUUAAAUUUUAUAUUUAAAAAAAAACAAAAAAACUUUUUAUAUAACUGUAGACCUGUAGAAUUUAUUUUGGCCAGACGGCAGACCGUGAGGAAUUCAGUAUUCAGCGCAGGCGCGGUGAGGAAGCUGGCAGCCUGCGAGCGUCUUUCCCUCACCACGCCUGCGCCGAAUGCUGAACGGCGCGAGAUUUCACCAGAGCACAGGGCUGGCAGACAGAUGUGAGCGCUGCCUGGCCGUCAAUCAGGACUUUGAGGGAGGCGACAAAGGUGGGAGAACGGAGCUUCCUAGAGGCUAAUUAGCAUAUUAUAAAAGUUAGCUUUCUGGCAUAACUGAGGCAUAGAUAAAAAUAGGAAUAGGCUAGUUAGCUUAAUAGGGUUAAAUCUGGUGGCAGAAUCCCUUUAAAAAAUAAAAAAGACUAGGAUGAUUAGGGUGGGGGAGAACUCUCUCAGGAUGCCGAUGAUUCUUAUGGUUAAAAACCAGUAACCGGUUCCCUUUAAGUCUACUAUAUUGCGUGUGGAAUAGAUAUACUAAACAAUUGGAUAACAUAGCAUCUAGUAUGCGUUUUUAUCUUUUUUUUUUUUUUUUUUACACAGAUAGGUGUCACUGAUAACGCACUUGAAAAUAAAUUUACUACAACACCUAGGCCCUUUUAAUAAAUCUGAGGCCUCCUGUACCAUUUUGCUAAUUAUUGAAAGAACACUUCUUAAAACUAUCGAAAUACAGUAUAUCUCACGUUAGGUCUCUGAAUACAUUGCUGUGAUUAAAAAAAAAAAAAUGUACAGAAAUGUAUUAAAAACACAGGCUUUUUUCGGCUGUAAAAGGCUAAAGGAAUAUGGAUUUGUUGGAAUGUAUGACUAAGGAGUUAUGUAUUUGAUAAUCAGAAAUAAAAUAAGUGUACAUAAAA
Messenger RNA from Bufo gargarizans (Asiatic toad), 2758 nucleotides. Its product is annotated as serine/threonine-protein kinase SBK1-like. Gene Ontology annotation, molecular function: ATP binding; protein serine/threonine kinase activity. Bases 331 to 1263 code for a protein of 310 amino acids. Gene Ontology annotation, biological process: peptidyl-serine phosphorylation; peptidyl-threonine phosphorylation. The record is from RefSeq and is a predicted model, not a curated record. The transcript has 4 exons. NCBI's taxonomy places the organism in Eukaryota, Metazoa, Chordata, Amphibia, Anura, Bufonidae.